GAGAGAGAGAGAGAGGGAUUCGAAGAGCGGCUUCGUGCGAAGAGCUGGAAGCCAAAUCGCGGGCGAUCUUAUUGGCAACCAAAAUCCUAUAAUCAUCGGUACCUGUGCUGAUCUUGGGAGAAUUCAUCUGGUUUUGGUGGCGAUCGUUGUCUGUGGCUUGAUCGUCAUCAAAUAGCUCGAGUUUUGACACACAAGGGGUUUGCGGGGAUGGAUGGUAGGAGUAGCGUGAGGUUGUGCACGAUUUGGUGAGGAUUUUCCUGGUUUCAACUUUCAAUUUAUUGAUUGAUUUGCUGAAGCCAUACGUGCUUUCGAUUCAGUAGUCGUCGUCAUGAUGUUUGGUUUCUUUUGGAGCUUUGAUUGUUUGGGACAUCAUCUUUGAUUAUUAGUGCUCUUAUUCUUGAAUGAGAGAAAAAAGUUGUGGUUUUGGUUAAAUAGUCUUUGUUUUCCGGCUUGUGUAUUGGAGAAAAUUAUAUUUGGGGAUCAAAAUUAGAAGCUUUUGGGGUUUUGGAAUUGAAGGUAGGUGUGAAUUUUUAGGUAUGCUGUGAGUUAGCUAUCUGAAUGUUAGUUCCUGGGAGGGGCAUCGAAAUGAAUUCAACGAUGGAUGAGAUUAACCUUCUCCGGCAGGCUCAACGACAUCACUUGGUAGUAAGAGGAAUUGGGGAAGAAAUUGACUUAGAGAUUGGACCUGGUGAGGAUGACCCAACUUUUGCAACUACACUUGUUAGGGUACCCACACAAGACACUGGGGUUGUUGAAGAGCAAGAGGAUCACAAGCAGCUUAUUAUGUCAUCCCAAGCUCCUAGUGAAGAUCAAACGGAGCUUGUGAAGCUGCCACAGGCAAAGAGGAAGAAGAAGGUGGUGAAGAAGUGGAGGGAGGAGUGGGCAGAUACUUAUAAAUGGGCCUAUGUAGAUGUGCAUGAAGGAACAACUAGAAUAUUUUGCUCGGUUUGUAGAGAGUAUGGGAGGAAACAUAGGAGGAAUCCUUAUGGGAAUGAGGGGAGCCGGAAUAUGCAGAUGAGUGCAUUGGAAGAGCAUAACAAUAGUCUGCUUCAUAAGGAGGCCCUUCGGCUCCAAAUGGCAUCCAAGGAUAAAGGUCUGCCUGCUGUGGAAAGACCUGUCUUUGUGAAAGACUUAAUGUCAAAAACUGCUGGCUCGAUUAUUGAAGCUGUUUUGAAAAAGGAUCCUCAUGAAUUUGAGUUUAUACAAUCGGUGCAAGAAGUUGUUCAUUCACUAGAACCUGUGUUGGUGAAAAAUUCUCAGUAUAUUCACAUAUUGGAGCGAUUGUUAGAACCUGAGCGAACAAUUAUCUUCAGAGUGCCAUGGGUUGAUGAUAAAGGAGAGACACAUGUGAAUCGUGGCUUUCGUGUUCAAUUCAGUCAGGUGUUGGGUCCAUGCAGAGGUGGUCUUCGUUUUCAUCCAUCCAUGAACUUAAGUGUUGCCAAGUUUCUAGGGUUUGAGCAGACUAUGAAGAAUGCCUUAUCACCAUAUAAACUAGGUGGAGCUGGUGGAGGAAGUGAUUUUGAUCCAAGAGGGAAAAGUGAAAAUGAGAUCAUGCGUUUUUGUCAAAGUUUUAUGGAUGAGUUAUAUCGAUAUUUGGGACCUGAUCAGGAUCUUCCUGCGGAAGAUAUGGGGGUUGGUCCAAGGGAAAUGGGAUUUCUAUUUGGACAAUAUAGACGCUUGGCUGGUCAUUUCCAGGGAAACUUCACUGGUCCAAAGAUCUUCUGGUCAGGUUCUAGUCUUCGAACUGAAGCUACUGGCUAUGGACUGGUAUUUUUUGCACGUCUUAUACUUUUGGAGAUGAAUAAAGAACUCAAAGGAUUAAGAUGUGUAAUAAGUGGAACUGGGAAGAUAGCACUGCAUGUUCUGGAGAAGCUUCUUUCUUGUGGUGCCAUACCUAUAACAGUAUCAGAUUCCAAGGGCUAUUUGUUAGAUGAAGAUGGGUUUGACUAUGUAAAAUUUUCGCUUCUUAGGGAUAUCAAGUCACAACAAAGAAGCUUGAGAGACUAUAUUAAGUCUUAUCCUCGAGCUAGGUAUUUUGAGGAUUCAAAACCUUGGAAUGAACGGUGUGAUAUUGCUUUUCCAUGUGCCUCGCAAAAUGAAAUAGGUCAACCUGAAGCUCUUGGUUUAGUUAAUUCUGGAUGUCGCAUACUCAUAGAAGGUUCAAAUAUGCCCUGCACAUCCCAAGCGAUUGAUGCUCUUAGGAAGGCUAAAGUUCUGGUCGCUCCAGCAAAGGCAGCCGGAGCUGGAGGGAUUGCUGUUGGAGAACUCGAGCUUAAUCAUGAGUACAAUUUGAUGCAGUGGUCUCCUGAGGAUUUUGAAACUAAAUUACAGGAUUCAAUGAAACAAACAUACGAGAGAUCUCUUAAACACGCAAAUGAUUACGGGUUCCUCAAGGACAGCCCUGAAGCUCUGGUGCACGGCGGGAACAUCUGCGCAUUUCUUAAUCUGGCUCAAGCAAUGACUGAUCAAGGUUGUGUGUGAAAUUGUGAAUGAAUCCAAGUCCUCAACUCUUCAUUCUCAACUGUUCAACCCGAUGCGAAAACCGAACAUAAGAUGUGCUACUCAUGAACUUAAUCGAUAAAUGAUUUGCCGUCCAAUCGCGUUGGAUUGUACCAAAGAGUGAGCUUGCUUGCAACCAAGAGAAAUAGAACACAUUGAAUUCCGGGAAGUUUUCGAUAUUGUUUGUAAAUGAUGGUAUUAUUCGUCUGUGUAGAGAGUUUGCAGGACUGAAUUCAGUGCCUGAACUUUGAAACAUGAGUCAUCCAUCAGUGUAUUCAAUAUGGUUUAUAUGCUCACUUUUCAGAUGAAAUCAUUCAAGGUUGAUAAAUGCUCUAUAUUUUUGACAUUCUUGGUUCAUCAAAA
Molecule: messenger RNA, 2862 nt
Organism: Dioscorea cayenensis subsp. rotundata (Guinea yam)
Lineage: Eukaryota; Viridiplantae; Streptophyta; Magnoliopsida; Dioscoreales; Dioscoreaceae
Product: NADP-specific glutamate dehydrogenase
Exons: 15
Coding region: 559-2481 (640 amino acids)
Cellular component (GO): cytosol
Molecular function (GO): L-glutamate dehydrogenase (NADP+) activity
Source: RefSeq, a predicted model, not a curated record